CCCAUGACGUAGUCUCGACACAGACGUACUCGUAGACAGUCAGAAUGUCGGGAGCAUCGAUUUCCUACCCCCACCAGCACGGGUUCUCCUCGGCAAGUACGGAGCUGAAGUGCGAAGCUCAGUCGAGGACCGAUCCGCGGUCAGUAAACAUCGCCAUGGCGACGUGUUAUCCAGCGUAUGAGUUGACUCCUCCUCAGAGGACGGUGCAAGUGCCUGUGCAGAAGGACUAUUCGAGACCGCUGCACGUCGACUGCAGCGUCGAGUACGAGCUGCCGAAUACGGCGAAGCCCCCGCAGGGCGUUCGCAACGAGCCGCUGCUGAUGAUCCACCCCUGCUACUUCCGUAAGAUCGAGAGUCAGAGGAGAAGCCCCUUCGUCAACAAUCUCCCUUCGCGACAGCCCCAGCCCGCCGUUGCCGCCAAGCGACGGGUCCGUGCCCAGCCCGCACAGCCCCAGCAGGCCGCCCAGUACCCGGUGCAGUACGCCGACCGCCAGCAGCUCUGGGACCAAAUGCCCAAUCUGGUGCCCAUCUCGCAAGCCUAUUGCAAGCGCGACCAGCUGGCGACGGCAUGCGCCGCCUACACCGGCUCCGGAGACUCCGGCCACUGGACGGACCCGGACCGCAGCCCGGACCGGCCCGAGGACAAGCACAUCCUCUCCGGCAAGUACCGACAGUACUUGAGGGCUCACAGACUGCACCCCUAUGUGACUUCUGCCAUACCGCUGGCCUCUACCUUCCCGCAGAUCCAGCAGGUGUGCUACAACGUGUGAUCGCUGUGAUAUGAAUUCGAUGCCGAUUUCGACGACUUUUGUACGGAUCCUCUCGUUGCAUCUAUGGUGUCCGUAACCCUUCUUGUGAUAAUAGUGUGUAAUUCUGUGACGGAGAUGAAAGAGCGCAAGCGUCGUGCUCCGGGCGUGGUAGUGAUUCCUCCACAUCAGCUGUGUUUGUGCAACUGCGACCUAACCGCCGUCUAUUUGGAUUUCUCGUUCUCUUUUGGAUUAUCCUGUCUCGCCGCCAAUUGCGUUACUGUUGCUAAGGAUGCCCACCCGUUUGCGACUCGAUCCUUCCGAACACCGAAACCCAAUACCGCGAAUUUCUAGCAAAAACGACGACUUGCUGUGGAACCGGCGAAACUUACUCUAAAUCUUCUCCAUCAGCUGAUUUCUACCACAGUGUCAAAAGCUGCCAACAAAGUUUACUCUUCUAAACAAUUCUUGUGCACCAAUAACGUUAGUAAAUUCAAGAGAAUCCGUUAGUUAACUUUUCUUUCAAUUAGGUGUAACAUGCCUUGUUAUAGUCAUUAAAAGCUUUUCACUACUGUACGUAAUUAGAGAGGUUUAGAGCAGCGUCGAACUAAUCCAUGUUUGGUCGUUUCUGUAUUAGAAAACCUCAAUGCCAUAUUUAAAAAAUCCUAAUUUAGUUUAUAAGGUAAUUUUUAUUCUGUACAUAUUCGUGUUGCUGUUUUGAAAAGUUGUAAAUUUCGUGUCCCAAUUCAGUGAUUAUUUAUGGAACAAUAAAUGCAAUAGCAUCACGCAUCUUCCGAAUUUAUAGCUGACAUUGCAAUUUAUAAAAUUAUGGUUGGCUCGUCCUUUAAAAAUCUUGUGUAAUUUGAUAGCACUCACAGUGUUAAAUUAAAGAAAAAGAAAAAAAUCAAUAGAUCAGACUGUGUAGUAAAUUGAGCCAAACAGGAAAAAGUAAAUAGACAGAUAAUGCAAUAGAACUGACAUCGUAGGUCCGCUUUUCAGCGGAUUUAUAUUAAUAUCGCUGUUAUCACAUGAAAUAUUUACGUUUUAUGUUGAUUACUUUAGAUAGGAAGUUAAAUAUUAUUUCCUGUGCAUACAGCUGUUACAUGUAAAAUUAGACAAGUCUAGCGUAACCUUGUGUCUUUCACUAGAUUUAGGGUUAGUGUUUGUAAUAUACACCAAAAAAUUCUCCACGGCAGAAUAUUUACGGGUUUUAAUCGGUGUUAUAGCAUAUAGACAAUACUUUUUCUAAGGAUUAUUUUGUAUAAAGGCUUGAAAUUUUGGACGACGUCGCAAACGCUUGGGUUCCACCUUUCGUAACAAUUUUCGAUGACCCUAACGUUGUUUGUUGUUAAAUCAUCAAAAAUGAAAUUAAUUAUUCAAAAGCUUCCGUCGGAUGGAAGCACGCAGUCAUGGAAGAUUGUUUAGUGAUUUUGGGAGUAUUGCCCUCUGUAAAUUGACUGAUUUUUUUUGUAAUUAGUUCAAGGGAAGUGUAGAUAAUUUUGUUACCGGAUUGUACAUUUGUAUCUUUUAAGUUUUGUAAUAGUAGCAUUCCGUUGGUUUCCAUGAACAAAAACGUUACAAUGCCAAUUUAGGGUCGCAAAUUGAUGCCAUAUUGAAAAAGUGCCGAGAGCAUUUCAUGUAAUCGUUCGUUGGACGAUUCCAGGGAUCGUUUUUGGAUCCGUGGAAGGGUUCAACCGUUUUCGUAUUUAUCACAGUAUACCAAAUAACCUAAUUAACUUAUGUAUGUACAAAAUCAGGUGGCAGGACUCGCCGGCUUAAAAAUUUCAGGGUACAAUCCUCGGAAAAGAACUGAAAAACUAUUUUGAAUAUUUUUGACUCGUAGAUUUUAUUUUUGUAGCUCGAACUCGUAUCAAAUCGUUCGACUAGAUUUAUUUCGGGGGAUCUUUUGGGCCGGCUUGUUCUCCCGCAACCAAUAGUAUGAAGAUCUGAUUAAAAACUUAUUCGUUCUAUGGCUACUACUAGACCAAAGAAAUAUCUAUCAACUGUAUAUAUAAAAGUGAAAAAAACGAUCGGUUUCAGACUUGUAUUGCUGCGACCGGUUUGAAAAAAAUUGUGAAUAUGUAUAAAAUAUUGCUAUAUAUAUUGUACAGCUAGUCAUAGUGAAAAUACGCUUAUAAAAUAUGAAUAAAACGUGUUACUGUUUUUAUAGAAUGAA
Molecule: messenger RNA, 2922 nt
Organism: Tribolium madens (black flour beetle)
Lineage: Eukaryota; Metazoa; Arthropoda; Insecta; Coleoptera; Tenebrionidae
Gene: corto
Exons: 1
Coding region: 45-770 (241 amino acids)
Source: RefSeq, a predicted model, not a curated record